Messenger RNA from Styela clava, 3574 nucleotides. Its product is annotated as rab GTPase-binding effector protein 1-like. Lineage: Eukaryota; Metazoa; Chordata; Ascidiacea; Stolidobranchia; Styelidae. Gene Ontology annotation, biological process: endocytosis. Gene Ontology annotation, molecular function: GTPase activator activity; growth factor activity. The record is from RefSeq and is a predicted model, not a curated record. Gene Ontology annotation, cellular component: intracellular membrane-bounded organelle.
CUGUACUUUAAAUGCAACAGUUCUGCAGAUUACUAUGAAUAAAUUCACAAAUUGUUGACCAACCAACUCAGAAUUUAAUAGAAUAGAUCAUGGAUUCCUUACUUCAAGACGUAGAGGAUUUAAAAAACCGUUGCUCCUUCCUUGAGCAGGAAAAACUGAAAAUGCAAUCAAAUUUUGAAGAAAAGAGAUCAAAAUUCAAGGAAGUUUAUCAAACCAAAGAAAAAUUGGUUGCGGAGCAGAAUCUUGAAAUAGAUGCAUUACGUAUGAAACUAAAACAAAAUGACGAUAAAAUAUCAGAGUUAAAAAUGGAAAUUGAAGAUAUAAAAAUGAUUGCGUCAGUCUCAGAAAAUACAAAACAAGAAGCAGUUGAAAGAUUGAGUAAAAGACACCAGGAUGAAAUUGAAUCACUGCGCAAAGCAAUGGAAGAUUCCAAUGAGGAAUCACAACGAGACAUGGUCAGACAUUUUGACAGAGAGCGAGGACAUUGGGAGAAAAAGCAUUCAACAAUGAAAGCAGAAAGGGAGCAUCUAGAAUCGGAAUUGGAAGAAUUAAGGAAAAAAUUGAGAGAUCAUGGAGAUAUGUCAGAAGAGGAGGAGUUAGAAGCAAGCAUGAAGAAGGCACAUGCUGAGGCUGAAAAAUUGAAAUCAGUUGUAUUGCCAUUGGAACAAGAAAUUAGAAAAUUACAAGAAGAUUUAGGAAAAACAAAAUCUGAGCUCAAAGAAAGCCAGAAUCUUGUUGCAGAAUUGAAUGCAAAAUCUUUAAAGGAUGACAACACCAUAGAAACCGAAAGUGCAACAGAUGCCCAAGAACCUAUGUUAGAACUCGAUCUGUCUUUGAAGAGUGAGAAAUCUUCGAGGACUGAUUUAGAAAGAUAUGUUACAGUUUUAAAACAACAAAAUAAGGAAAUGGAAAAUGAAAAAGAUACGAUACAAGAAAAAAUGAAAAAUGUAUGCAAGCAGUAUGAGGUUGAAAAGGCGGAACACGAAGUUCUUAAACAAACGUGGCUUGCUGCAAAUGAUCAAUUCUUAGAAUCACAGAGACUACUUAUGCGUGACAAUAAUAUUAUCGAAAGUGUUUUAUCAGAAGAACAAAAACGACAAGCAAAAAUGUUAAAACUCAAAGCCCAGGCAAGUGAGGCAAGAGACGUACCAGCAAAAUCACCAACUUCUUCCCUUGCACUUUUAAAAAAGAAAACAGAUAAGUUUAAGGAGGCUGUUGUUGAAAGCAUAUCUGAUUCCGAAUCAGAUUCUCAGUCGUUUGGGUCAUUUCAAGAUUAUCAAGAGUCUACAAAAGUGGAGAAGAACAACCUAAGUCCUACAUUUACAUUGACACUUCCAGACGCAAAAAUACAGAAAACAGUGAUAAUAGAACCUGAACAAAUUGAUGCAAAUAAAAUUGUGCCAGGUCCUGAUCAAAAAGUAGUUAGUGAAGAAGAGUGGAAUGAGUUAUUGCGGGAGCUUAGAAUUCACAGAAAUAAAGCAGCUAGGACUUCAUCAUUUGCCAAUGCUUCUGAAACGCCUGAGAAAAAACAUGCGGACUUAUUCGAAGACGAUGCCAAAAUGGUUGCGGAGAUAGAAAGUCUGAAAUUGAAAAUAAAAGUAUAUGAAGAAGAAAAAAUGGAGGAAUUCAAUAAAACUAAAUCACUCGAAGAAAGCAUUCGAUGUUCAGCUGAAGAUGCGCAAAAGCAAAUUACAGAACUUCAUGAUAAAUUAGCAGAUUUCGAACGACUUCUCGGAAAUUUGAAAGAAAAACAGAUCAAAGUUAAAGCACAAGAUAUUAAUGAAUUGGUCAGUCUUCGACAAGCCCAUGAUAAAUAUCGAGAUGAAGUUAAUUUAUUGCGAAAAGAACGAGAUAAAUUAUCACAACUUCAACAAAAAUAUCAACAAACUUUAACGAAGGAAAAUGUAUCCGUUCCAAAAAGUAUUGAUGGACUGCAAAGCUUGGUGCAAACGUAUCGUAAAGUAUUAGCAACUACUAAAGCUGAAAAAGAUGCUCUAGAGACAAAGUUCAAAAACCAACUGGCAUUUUUAGAAGAAAGACUGAAAGCCGAGCAGAGCACAAGAGAUCAAUUAGAAACCAGUUUAGCUUCAGAACUUCACGAUGCGCGGGGUGAAAUAAUUUCUCUUCAAUCAUUAAAAUCAGUUAAAGAUGAUCUCGCUAAAUCAGAAAAAGAAAAGAGUGAAAUACAGCAAGAACUUGAAAAGAUGAAAACAUCUCGAGACGCUUUACAAAGCAAAUCAAGUGAAAUUAUCAAAGGUUUCAGAGAAAAACAUCUUGCUGAAAUCAAAGCUAAGGAAGAUGUUGAACGUAGUUUAGCUGAAGCUAAAAAUCGGUUACGAUCUCUUCAAUCUGCGUUGGAAACAAGUGAACAUGUACAAAGGGAUUUUGUUAGAUUGUCACAAUCAUUACAGGUUCAGCUGGAAGAAGUCAGAGAAGAGAGAGAAAAGUUGUCAGAAACUGGCAGCAUUCAUUCAAUAGAUUUAUCCAAUACGGCACCCAUGACAUCAAUAACACAACCAUCAACCUCUACAGAAACGGACCAACAUCGAAAUGAAACACCAUCGCCAAAACUAAAACAAAAUAACGAAUUUGCUAAAAGUAAACAUGCAACGUAGAGUAGAGAGACUUUCUAUCAAUGCGAUUAUUGUUUACAAAAGCACAUUUAAGCAUACGCCAGGAAAUAGAAAUUGUCGAUGUCUAUGAAAUUUUGCUCGACAGUUUUAUAACAUAUUGCAAUGAUAUGAAGUCAGUUAUUCAUGCGGUUCUGUUAGAUUUUAUUGGGAAACACUUCAUGAUAAUAUAGUCUGUGAUAUCAUAAUGCUGUUUUGAAGUGCUAAACCAGGCAUGGGCAAUAAAAGGCCUUUCAACGCAUUUAGUGCAGUCCCCUACUACCGGAGAAAAUUUCUUAAAACUAAAUACAAAUUUCAAAUUAUAUUUGACCUUUUUUUAAAACAUCUAAACUAUAAAUUUCCCAAAAAACAUUGCCCACCUCUGUGCUAGGGCCUUUGUCCGAUGUCACCCACCCUAUACAAGCCGAGGCCAACAAGGUAUAUAGGCAGUUUUGUAUACACUGACUAUAUUUUAACAGCAUAUUUCCAACCAAUUCAAUAAUAGUUGAAUAUUAAAAUGAACAUGCUGUAGAGCUACAAGCUUACAUGAACUAACUCAACCAAGUAUAAAACUAUUCUGAAUUGGUUUAGAGUCUUUCAAUUUAACCGCACAGUUCGUUUAACUUUUGAAUGUUCGACGGUGUUCAUUCACGUAAAAAAAGUCAUUCAUUAUUUGUCAAGUUUCAAGAAUUUUAUUGUUAUCAUGGCUUCAAAUUCGAGUAUAUACUUUGUAUUUUACUUCAUACUCUAAUAUCCAAACUUUAGAAUGCCCAGAAUCUAAAACUCUAAUAAUUGCAGGGAAAAUUUAUCUGAUCAAUAGUUUAUUCACUCCAUGCUAAAUUUUAAAAUAUUUGCACAAAUAUAGGUUGUGAUUUAUCAUUUUUUUCUUGAAUUACAUUAUAUUCAUAUAAAUAAAAUGUCGUGUCUCCACAGUCGUUUAUUGUUGUAUAUUAAGUGCAAAGUUA